This is a messenger RNA of Hyla sarda, 4638 nucleotides long. It is a transcript of the gene TAOK2, whose product is annotated as TAO kinase 2. Bases 713 to 3787 code for a protein of 1024 amino acids. Gene Ontology annotation, biological process: protein phosphorylation. Gene Ontology annotation, molecular function: protein kinase activity; ATP binding. The record is from RefSeq and is a predicted model, not a curated record. Lineage: Eukaryota; Metazoa; Chordata; Amphibia; Anura; Hylidae. The transcript is spliced from 20 exons.
GGGUGGACUCCUAGCAGCUUCCGGUUUAGCUCCCGCCCGGUCCGCCAUCUUGGAUGGACAGAGAGGAGGAAAAAAAAAAAAAAAAAGGGAGGAGGGAGGAGAAGGUAGAGCGAGCUGUAUAGAGAGGACGGGAGGAGGGGGCUGUAUGAUGCUCCCUAUAGACUGGCACUGAUCCGGGCACCUAUAGGCACACACUCCUCUGCAGGGUACACUGGGGGUCGCUGAUGGUGGUCGUGCACAUCAUGUAGGCUGCACCUAUACAGGGGGAGAUCCGGGCUGUGUACAUCAGGCUCCAUAUUGGGCUGGAGAUAGCAGUGCAGCCUCACACAGGCCCCAUGUAUGGGGGGGCUCCCUUCAUAGUCGCCCAUUACAUUGCCUUGGCACGGAAGAGACAGACUGAACGCCCGUUGGUCACCACCAGACCGCCCUACGUGGCCGCAGAGAGGGGCUGACCUCCGCGGUUGGGGCGGUGGCGCUGGCACACUCGCUUAUGUCCACAGAGACCGCCAGGGAGACAGGAACAGGGGGGCGCGCUGCCCGGGGAGCCAGCAUGGGGGGCCACAGACAGACGAUGGUGCCCCGCACCCACUGAGAGCGGCCCGAGCGCCCAGGACCGCCCCACGCCACUACACACCUUCAGCCUCAGUGGGUCCGUCCUCCAUCGGGAGUGGUGGCGGCGGCAUCCCGUGGGGGGUACCCCCUGGCUCUCGUCAUGCCGUCCAACGCCCGGGCAGGCAGCCUGAAGGACCCUGAAGUAGCGGAGCUCUUCUUCAAAGAUGAUCCAGAGAAACUCUUUGCCGACCUGCGGGAGAUUGGGCACGGCAGCUUUGGUGCUGUCUAUUUUGCCCGAGACAUCCGGAAUAAUGAGGUCGUCGCCAUUAAGAAGAUGUCUUAUAGUGGCAAGCAGUCCAAUGAGAAAUGGCAGGACAUCAUAAAAGAAGUAAAAUUCCUCCAAAAACUGCGACAUCCCAACACUAUAGAAUAUAAAGGAUGUUACCUACGGGAGCACACAGCCUGGUUGGUGAUGGAGUACUGCCUGGGAUCCGCUUCCGACCUCCUGGAGGUACAUAAGAAACCCCUCCAGGAGGUGGAGAUCGCUGCUAUUACCCAUGGUGCACUCCAGGGCCUGGCCUACCUCCACGCACACAACAUGAUCCACAGAGAUGUGAAGGCUGGUAAUAUCCUCCUGACAGAGCCGGGGUUGGUGAAGUUGGGUGAUUUUGGCUCCGCUUCCAUUGUGGCUCCAGCUAAUUCCUUUGUGGGAACGCCAUACUGGAUGGCUCCGGAGGUGAUUCUGGCCAUGGACGAAGGGCAGUAUGAUGGGAAGGUGGAUGUGUGGUCCCUUGGGAUCACUAGCAUUGAGUUAGCUGAACGGAAGCCCCCGCUGUUUAAUAUGAAUGCUAUGAGUGCCUUAUACCACAUAGCUCAGAAUGAGUCUCCUGUCCUGCAAUCCAAUCACUGGUCUGAAUAUUUCCGGAAUUUUGUUGAUUCGUGUCUUCAGAAAAUCCCCCAAGAUAGACCAAGCUCUGACAUUCUGCUUAAGCAUCGCUUCCUGCAAAGGGAAAGGCCACAAACCGUCAUCAUGGAACUAAUCCAGCGCACAAAAGACGCCGUGAGGGAGCUCGAUAACCUGCAGUACCGCAAGAUGAAGAAGAUCCUCUUCCAGGACACCCAGAAUGGGCCCAACACCGAGACCACAGAGGAGGAGGAGGAGUCUGAGCAGUUCCUCCACUGCACGGGUACAAUAACCAGCAUGGAGAGCAGCCAGUCUGUGCCCAGCAUGUCGAUCAGCGCCAGCAGUCAGAGCAGCUCGGUGAACAGCCUGGCCGAUGCUUCGGAUGACAGCGGAGAGAUGGCCAUGAUGCAGGAGGGAGAGCACACGGUGACCUCCAACAGCUCCGUCAUACACCGGCUGCCGACUCACGACAACAUAUACGAUGAUCCGUACCAACCCGAAAUGGAGGCUCAGCAGUCCUCCUCCGCCGCUCGGAGAAGGGCGUAUUGCCGCAACAGGGACCACUUUGCCACUAUCCGCACCGCCUCGCUGGUGACGCGGCAGAUCCAGGAACAUGAGCAGGACUCGGCGUUACGGGAACAGAUGUCUGGGUACAAGCGGAUGCGCCGGCAGCACCAGAAGCAGCUUAUGGCCCUGGAGAACAAGCUGAAGUCGGAGCUGGAUGAACACCAGCAGCGCCUGGAUAAGGAGCUGGAGGCCCACAGGAGCAACUUCGCUGCGGAGACUGAUAAGCUGUCCAAGAAACACCAGGCCAUCUUUGAGAAGGAGGCUAAGGCGGCCAUGACUGAAGAAAAGAAGUUUCAGCAGCAUAUCUUGGGCCAGCAGAAGAAGGAGCUGACAAACCUGCUGGAGAGCCAGAAGCGGCAGUACAAGAUCCGUAAGGAGCAGCUAAAGGAGGAGCUGCAGGAAAACCAGAGCACCCCGAAGCGGGAGAAACAAGAAUGGCUGCUUCGCCAGAAGGAGAGUAUGCAGCACUACCAGGCUGAGGAGGAGGCCAACCUGUUACGCCGGCAGCGCCAAUACUUUGAGCUUCAGUGUCGGCAGUACAAGCGCAAGAUGCUCCUGGCGCGGCACAAUCUAGACCAGGACCUUCUGAGAGAGGAGCUGAACAAAAAGCAAACCCAGCGGGACUUGGAAUGCGCCAUGCUUCUGCGGCAACACGAGUGCACCCAAGAGCUGGAGUUCCGGCACCUGCAGAUGUUGCAGCACACCCGCAGCGAGCUCAUCCGCCUGCAGCAUCAGACAGAGCUGGGUAACCAGCUGGAGUACAACAAGCGGCGCGAGCAGGAACUACGGCAGAAACACGCUGCUGAGGUCCGGCAGCAGCCCAAGAGCCUCAAAUCCAAGGAGCUGCAGAUAAAGCGCCAGUUCCAGGACACGUGCAAGAUCCAGACGCGGCAGUACAAGGCGCUGCGCAACCACCUGCUGGAGACCACGCCCAAGAGCGAGCAUAAGAGCAUCCUGAAGAGGCUGAAGGACGAGCAGACACGCAAGCUGGCCAUCCUGGCGGAGCAAUACGACCACAGCAUCAACGAGAUGCUCUCCACCCAAGCCCUCCGGCUGGACGAGACCCAGGAGUCCGAGUACCAGGAGCUGCGGAUCCAGCUGCAGAAAGAACUGGAACUGCUGAACGCCUAUCAGAGCAAGAUCAAGAUCCACACCGAGGCCCAGCACGAGCGCGAGAUCAAAGAGCUGGAGCAGCGCGUGUCCAUCCGCCGGGCACUGCUGGAGCAGAGGAUAGAGGAGGAGAUGUUGGCCCUGCAGAGUGAACGCUCGGAGCGUAUCCGCAGCCUCCUGGAGCGCCAGGCCCGGGAGAUCGAAGCCUUCGACUCGGAGAGCAUGAGGCUAGGUUUCAGCAACAUGGCCCUGACUGGAAUCCCUGCGGAGGCAUUUAAUCAGGGCUAUCCAGCUCCCCCUCCUGGCUGGCCGUCCCGCCCUGUACCUCGCAGCGGCUCACACUGGAGUCACGGCGUGCAAAAUACUGGAGCACCUCAACUAUGGCGCCAACCAACACUACUAGCCCCUCCCUCGUCUUCAUGGGGUCUGCACCCUCCAGGCUCCUCCUCCGCCAUGCCUUCUUCCUCCUCCUCUUCUUCCUCCUCUGCCUCGCCGUCAUCUUCCUCCAGUGGCCGGGCCGGCCUCCUCCUCCUACGUAACAGCCCCCAACCUCUGAGGAGAGGGGCGCCAGGAGGACCCUCGGAGGCGGGGCUGAGCCGCAGCACCAGUGUCACGUCUCAGCUCUCUAAUGGCUCCCAUCUGUCCUACUCCUGAACCCAGGGCCCCUCAGUAACCCCUUCCUGACAGCAGGAGCCCCCCCCCCUCCUUAUACCUAUGAUGAUGACAAUAUGGCGGCUCUCGCCCUCCUCUCUCACGUCCACUCUUGUCGCCCUCCUAAGUUCUCUCUACAAUUCCAGAUACCUUGGGGUUUGUUUUUUUUUGCUUUUUAUUCGGUUCCUGCACUAUAGGACUGCCCCCUCCUCCUCCGUGUACAUAGAACUGCCCUCCCGAUCUUAUUGGUUCCUCUUUCGUUGGUGCGCUGCCCGCGUAUAUUUCACCCGCGUCUGUGGUAGAAGAUCAAUCACUGCUUGUUUUUCUAGCACUUUACUGGGUAAAUGCCUCUAUUAUUAUUAUUAUUAUUAUGAUGAUGAUCUUUUUUGUUUUUUUAGUCCCUUUUAUUAUAUGUUCGGUCGCUGUAUCAUUUUACGAUGUUGUCACUGGGUGGUUCUGAUGGGCGGUUGUGCGUCUGUGUGUACCAUGAGCGUGCGAGAGAUCGGGUGCCUGACAAAAUAUAUAUAUAUAUAUUUUUUUUUUUUUUUUUUGUAAUAGGAAAAAAAAUGUAAAAAUCAUUAAAAACAAAAAAAAGACAAGCUAUUAAGGAAUGUAUUAAAAAUAAUAAAAAACUCCUCAAUAUUCCUGCGGGGCAUCUAGGGCCCCCGGGGCCUCAGUUUCUGUAUUUUUUAUUUUUUUUUUCCAUUGAUUUUAUUUGGGAGGUGAGAAUGAAGCAGGACGGCCGCUCCCGCUGAGCUGUGGGCAUUUCAGGACCUCGCAGAGACUUUACAUUACAUGACAUAUGUUGGAUAUUAAAGUAUUAAACUGGAAUGGAUACUGGCGUCCGUGUCGUG